AUGGCUCGCAUCCUCAAGGCGCCAGUUACGUUUCUCCGAAUACGGUAUGCGCUGCGAGCGCCGAUGCAAGACGAGGUCGAUGACAACAUCCGCCUGGUUGUGCUUCGCGGUUUCCUUGGCGGUGCUGGCCCAGACAUAGCUGUUGACGAGGGGCUCUCCGGGGUAUUGCUGUUUGCACAGGAGAUCCGCGAUCAGGGCCCUGUCCCCUUAGAGUUAUGA
This is a messenger RNA of Penicillium manginii, 219 nucleotides long. RefSeq lists its product as uncharacterized. Bases 1 to 219 code for a protein of 72 amino acids. The record is from RefSeq and is a predicted model, not a curated record. The transcript has a single exon. Lineage: Eukaryota; Fungi; Ascomycota; Eurotiomycetes; Eurotiales; Aspergillaceae.